CGUUACUAUCAAAUUCCUAGGAAGCUCCGUAACUUCUGGGCCACAACAACUGAUUCGGCCCAUAAAGAUUAUAACCUGAACAGAACCCGCUUCUUCUCUUUCUCUGCAUCAAUGGCGAGUUCGUCUUGCUUCUUCUCCUUCCACGCGCCUUCCACUACGAGACGAAACUCUCUCAUUAUAGUCUCUUCAAAAACUUCUCAUAGGAAAAACCAUUUGCGACCUAAAAUUCUCAAAAUCCUAACGAAACCCUCUCUACCCAUCCCUUCUCCUCUUCCACAACCACCAACACCACAACCCAUUCUCUCCCCUCCUCAAGAACAUGAACUCAGUGUCGAUGUUCCCGCCGACGAAGUUCACGGCAAAGAUGUCACCGUCGCUGUUGAAGAGACUGGUGAAUUGGAAGAAUUACGCGUGUCUGUGGAUGCAGCCAAAGACAAUGGUGUUUUUGGCAACGUAUCUGGUAAGGCUAUCUUAAAGUACGGUGGUAUGUAUUUGAUUGGGGCAUUUGUGUUUCAAACGGUUAUUUACUUUUGGAAUUUGGGAAAUCAACGUUCUAAAUUGAGUGAUUUGGAGGUAAGUGAAAAGGAAAAGAGGAAUGGGAAAACUGUGGAGGAUCAAAAUGUGGAAAAGAAAAUAGAGGAAAUUAAAUUAAUGGCGAGAGAAGCUAGGAGAAUUGAGUUAGAGAAGAAAGGGAAAGAGGAAGAGGACGAGGAUGGUGAUUCUGAAAUUGACGAUGAAAGUGGCGUUUCAAGUGGCAAACUUGGUAUUGAGAAAGAGGUUGUUGAACGCUUAUUGAAGCUGAAGAAUAAGAUAAAUAGUAACAAGGAUAGUUCAACGGCAUUGCGAUUGAAUGGUAGUGGAAAUUCUGUUAUGGGUGGUGGUAUGAAUGUGAAUAAGGGGAAAGAGGGGUUUGUCUUUAAGAAAAAAUCUAAAUUUAAAAGCCCUUCAACUAAGGAUGUGAAAACUCCCAAGGGCUUUUCAGGGACACGAGAUUGUAGAGUAUCGGGUGUAAUACCUCAAGAUUAUGGAAGUCAGGCUAUUGGUCAUGCAGGAGUGGUAGAUGGAGAUAAUGAAGUGAAUCAACAAGAUGUUACACACAAAAAUGCUUUCGGUGUUCCAUUGGAAGAAAGAGGGAAAUCUGUUGAAGACAAGUCCAGGGAAAUUGAAAAUGAUGGGAAGAAUGUGGAAAAAAAGAUGGAAACACCAAAUAUUAAAAAAAGCCCUUCAACUAAGGCUGCAAAAACUCCCAAGGGAUUUUCAAGGAAACAAGAUCGUAGCGUAUCGAGUGUAAAACCUCAGGAUUAUGGAGGUCGGGCUAUUGAUCAUGCAGAAAAAUUUGACGGGGAUAAACGACUGAAUCAACAAAAUGUGACAUGCAAAAAUGCUUCCGGUAUUCCAUUGGAAGAAAAAGGAAAAUCUGUUGAUGACAGGUCCAGGGAAAUUGAAAAUGAUGGGAAGAAUGUGGAAGAAAAGAAGGAAACACCCAACAUGAAAACAAAGGAUGGAUUUAAGGCCAGAAGUAUAAAGAAUGGUGGUUUCCCGAAGAAUAGUGUUGGGAUGUCUUCACCUGAAGUAAGAGAAUUGAGGACACAAAACUCCCAGGGUUUUGAAAAGGAUAAUGUGCACCGUAUAAAUGGCAGUUCAGGACAUGGAUUUGCUAUGAAAAGUUCAGCACAUGAACAACGAAACACUAGGACCGAUAUGUGGUGGCUGAAACUACGUUAUGUUCUAGUAAUUCUCAUGCAAAGAGACUCCAACACAGAAAGUCCGAAAGCUCUCUAUAGGUUAAACUUUACCUCUAAGCAACGGGAGCAGGGUAAUGAUUUCUAUACUGUUGCUUUUGAGGACCGCGCUGAUGCUAACAACUUCUGUUUUAUACUGGAAUCCUUUUUUGAAGAUUUGGACGACGGUUUUAGUGCCAUUGUAUUUCCCAUGUCAAUACAAGAACUGAAUGAAGAAAUAAUAUCACAAGGUGAGAAAGUAGUAGUUGUGAAAAAGAGGCAGCUUCAACUCUAUGCCGGGCAACUACUUACUGAUGUUGAGAUGGCAUUAUGCUCAAUAAUAGAACAAGAUCAUAAUGUACGUUAAUUGGUGACAUCGAGAUGAAUGAAAAUUUAUCAAUUCCCAGAAAGAAUGCCCAUAGUGAAUAAACAGUCAUUCCAACCACAGUUAGUGGACAAUGAAAAUACAGUGCGUCACUUCCAUCAAAAUCAAAUGUUGGAGUUGAUGGAACUGCUGAGCAGAGGUGAAGACUGCUUGUCACUACUACUAUUGACUGAACUUUGGUGGUAGGUUUCUCUUUGUAAGUUUUUUCUUGUUCUAAAAGUUAUAUGUUCCAUGUAAGUUGCAACAUGUCUCACCAAGAGACAUGUCUACACCGGAGUCAUUAGGAUGAUCUUAUAGAAGUUCUAGGUGAUUAUUUGGAGUAGGUAAUAUGUGGGGGAAAUUCAUAGUUUUGCACUAUGUGCAAUGAAAAUUUUGAAAGUCAGUUCAAAUUGCAAUAAUGCAGAAAGAUUUUUUUCCAGAGUUUAGCACAAGUUUCUGUAGCCAACGCAUUAUGCAAAAUGAAGUGUUUGCAGUUCAUCUUAA
Molecule: messenger RNA, 2589 nt
Organism: Lathyrus oleraceus (garden pea)
Lineage: Eukaryota; Viridiplantae; Streptophyta; Magnoliopsida; Fabales; Fabaceae
Exons: 4
Coding region: 112-2088 (658 amino acids)
Source: RefSeq, a predicted model, not a curated record